AAACAAAUUUGACAGUCACUGUGGAUUUCACACCAACAUCAUCAUGGAACAUUUCAACUGACUUAGACAAAGAUUACUUCCUGACACUUGAUGAGCCUAUGAAUAACAUAACCACCACUCUUGGCCAGACAGCAGAACUGCAUUGUAAAGUCUCCGGCAAUCCUCCUCCAACUGUACGCUGGUUGAAAAAUGAUGCACCAGUGGUUCAAGAACCCCGAAGGAUAUCUUUCCGUGCAACGAGCUAUGGGUCUCGAUUACGAAUAAGAAACCUUGACACUACAGAUACAGGCUACUUCCAGUGUGUUGCAACUAAUGGCAAGAAGACCGUUUCCACGACUGGUGUGUUGUUUGUGAAAUUUGGUCCUCCACCAACAGCAAGUCCAGGAUCAUCAGAUGAGUAUGAAGAGGAUGGUUUUUGCCAGCCGUACAGAGGAAUUGCUUGUGCAAGGUUUAUUGGGAAUCGAACGAUUUAUAUGGAGUCUUUACAUAUGCAAGGUGAAAUAGAAAAUCAAAUUACAGCUGCCUUCACCAUGAUCGGCACUUCCAGUCACUUAUCUGAUAAGUGCUCCCAGUUUGCUAUUCCUUCGCUGUGCCACUAUGCUUUCCCAUACUGCGAUGAGACUUCAUCAGCUCCAAAGCCCCGGGAUCUAUGCCGUGAUGAAUGUGAAAUCCUGGAAAAUGUUCUGUGUCAAACAGAGUAUAUUUUUGCUAGAUCUAAUCCAAUGAUUCUUAUGAGAUUAAAGCUGCCAAACUGCGAAGAUCUUCCCCAGCCAGAUAGCCCAGAAGCUGUGAAUUGUAUCCGGAUUGGAAUUCCUAUGGCAGAUCCUAUAAAUAAAAAUCACAAAUGUUACAACAGCACAGGAGUAGAUUACCGAGGAACUGCGAGCGUGACAAAGUCCGGACGGCAGUGCCAGCCGUGGAAUUCCCAGUAUCCGCACACGCAUACCUUCACUGCUGUCAGAUACCCAGAGCUAAAUGGGGGCCAUUCUUACUGCCGCAAUCCCGGGAAUCAGAAAGAAGCCCCGUGGUGUUUUACCUUAGAUGAAAACUUUAAGUCUGAGCUCUGUGACAUCCCAGCAUGUGAUUCUAAGGACUCGAAAGAGAAGAAUAAAAUGGAAAUCCUAUACAUACUGGUGCCAAGUGUUACCAUUCCCCUGGCUAUAGCCCUGCUAUUCUUCUUCAUCUGCAUCUGCCGUAACAAUCAGAAGUCUUCCUCUCCUCCAGUCCAAAGACAACCCAAACAUGUCAGAGGGCAAAAUGUAGAGAUGUCAAUGCUAAGUGCAUACAAACCAAAGAGCAAAGCUAAGGAAUUGCCACUUUCUGCUGUUCGAUUUAUGGAAGAACUGGGUGAAUGUGCUUUGGGCAAAAUCUACAAGGGGCAUCUCUAUCUUCCUGGCAUGGACCAUGCUCAGCUUAUUGCUAUCAAGACACUAAAAGACUUUAACAAUCCACAGCAGUGGGCAGAGUUUCAGCAGGAGGCAUCUCUGAUGGCAGAACUUCAUCAUCCUAACAUUGUCUGUCUCCUAGGUGUUGUGACUCAGGAACAACCAAUCUGCAUGCUUUUUGAAUACAUGAACCAGGGGGACCUUCAUGAAUUUCUUAUCAUGAGAUCACCACACUCAGAUGUUGGAUGUAGCAGUGAUGAGGAUGGAACUGUAAAAUCCAGUCUGGAUCAUGGGGAUUUCCUGCAUAUUGCAGUUCAAAUUGCAGCAGGAAUGGAAUAUUUAUCAAGUCAUUUUUUUGUCCACAAAGACCUUGCUGCUCGCAACAUUUUAAUUGGAGAGCAACUUCAUGUGAAAAUUUCGGACCUUGGACUAUCAAGAGAAAUCUAUUCAGCGGAUUAUUACAGAGUUCAAAAUAAGUCCCUCUUGCCAAUUCGUUGGAUGCCGCCAGAAGCCAUUAUGUAUGGCAAAUUCUCUUCUGAUUCAGAUAUUUGGUCCUUUGGUGUUGUCUUAUGGGAAAUUUUCAGCUUUGGACUUCAGCCAUAUUAUGGGUUUAGUAAUCAAGAAGUCAUAGAGAUGAUCAGGAAACGGCAACUGUUACCGUGCUCUGAAGACUGUCCUCCCAGAAUGUAUAACCUGAUGACAGAGUGUUGGCAUGAUCUUCCAUCUCGGAGACCAAGAUUUAAAGAAAUCCAUGCCAGGCUGCGUUCUUGGGAGGGUCUUUCAAGUCACACUAGUUCCACGACUCCCUCUGGUGGAAAUGCCACCACUCAAACAACUUCACUCAGUGCAAGUCCAGUUAGUAACCUAAGUAAUCCUAGAUACCCUAAUUACAUGUUUCCAGCACAGGGUAUACCACAAGGCCAAAUUGCUGGGUUCAUUGGACCACCCAUACCUCAAAACCAACGAUAUAUUCCAAUCAAUGGAUACCCAAUUCCUCCAGGAUAUGCUGCUUUUCCAGCUGCCCAUUAUCAACCACAAGGUCCGCCCAGGGUUAUUCAGCACUGCCCACCUCCAAAGAGUCGUUCUCCAAGCAGUGCAAGUGGAUCAACUAGCACUGGUCAUGUGACUAGCUUGCCAUCUUCAGGAUCCAAUCAGGAAGCAAAUAUUCCUUUGCUAUCUCAUAUGUCAAUUCCAAGCCAUCCAAGUGGAAUUGGUAUAACAGUUUUUGGAAACAAAAGUCAAAAACCAUACAAAAUUGACUCAAAGCAGUCAUCUUUAUUAGGAGACUCCAAUAUUCAUGGACCUAAUGAAUCUAUGAUUUCAGCAGAGUUGUAAAUAAGUGAGGCCUUUGUAAAUAUAACUAUUUACAAUACAAACUAGAAAGACAUAGUAAAGAUUUAUAUUCAAAUAUUUUAUUAAAGAUUCUUAUGGUUGUUCAGACAUUUGCAACAAGUAUCUUCUGUGAAGUUUAACUGUGUUUAACAGGAUAGGCAAACACCAACCAGACAAAAACCAUUGCAGUGUGGACACUGAACGUCAUGGAUGAGCGCAUCAUUCCUCUAAGUACCAAAACAAAUCUUAAUCCAAACGGAAAAAUAAGUUUUAAAAUAGUUAUCACACACCUAUUACAUCUCUUUAACUAUGAGAUAUGGUGUAAGUCACAGCAGCUUUAUUAUUUGGAAACAUAUUUUGUUGUUGGUCUCUUUUUUAGGAGAUGCAAACUAUUCAGAGAUUUAUUGGAUGUGCAAUUCCAAUAUCUAGUUUAAACGCUUAUAGAUUUUACAGCGAAGAAUGUUGUUUCAAAUAUGUGAUCCCGUGGCUGGAUAAAUUACUUCAGGUAGGAUUUUGCUUUUUAUAUUAAGGUGGGAGUCUGAGUUCAGAUUCAAACCAAAAUAAUUGAAUAUUUUUUCUAUUACUGCAUAAAAUGUAGUCAUGACAUACAGUAGCAUGAGUUAUCAACUCACAGGCUGCUAAAAUAGUCUGGCAAUGUCUGAUGAAAGUAGUUGGAG
This is a messenger RNA of Gavialis gangeticus (Gharial), 3394 nucleotides long. It is a transcript of the gene ROR1, whose product is annotated as receptor tyrosine kinase like orphan receptor 1. The coding region runs from base 99 to 2720 and encodes 873 amino acids. Gene Ontology annotation, biological process: protein phosphorylation; cell surface receptor protein tyrosine kinase signaling pathway; positive regulation of canonical NF-kappaB signal transduction. Gene Ontology annotation, molecular function: ATP binding; protein binding; protein kinase activity. Gene Ontology annotation, cellular component: signaling receptor complex. The record is from RefSeq and is a predicted model, not a curated record. NCBI's taxonomy places the organism in Eukaryota, Metazoa, Chordata, Crocodylia, Gavialidae. The transcript is spliced from 8 exons.